CCAUGGACUGUGCCACGGCUGCCGACGUGAGCAAUGUGCAGACACUACUUGACGGGAGUGUGAGUGAAGCACAUGCCAACAUCCCUGCACUGCCGCUUGCUGCGCUACGUGCCUUUCUCGGCGCCGUCAUGCAGUACCCGGCCCACGCAGGAGCUGCCGCCGAUGAUGGCAACACCGCCGCAGAUGCCGCUCUGCGUGCCUGGCUCGAGCCGUCCGGUGCCUUUGUCUUCUUUGACGCCGCUGCAACUGUGUGCUGGCCCGAUGCCACCCCUGGUGCGCUCUGGCUCGCGCCCGUGGCCUUUGCCGAGGCGGUCACGGCAGGUCAGCCCGCAGCGCAGGCGCCCGCCGCCACCGCCGCCGCCACCGAUCUCGAUCUCGACCUUGUCCAGGCCGAGCGCAACCAGUACUCGAUUGGUGCCAUCUCCUCUUGCACUAUUAUGGCCAUGGAGGCUGCACUGCAGCUUCUCCGCGGCGAGAGCCCGACUAUCGACCUUGUCGACGCCAUUCUCGACCUCGGCGCCGCCUACACCUCGCCCAUGCAGCUCUCGGCCGACGAGGUCGUCUCCCAGGUCGAUCGCUACAGCUGCAGUCUGGUGAUGGGUCGUAUGGCCGGUCUCAUGGCUCACACCGUCGCCGAGGCCAUGCCCAUGCUCGAGGCUGCCGCAACCGCCGGCCCGGCCGCCGCCGUCAUCACCAAAGCGCCCGAGUCCGUCAUGCUCGCCUACCUCCCGGCCACCGACGUCUCGCCUCUCCCACUCUGGCUCCUCUUUGACUCGCAUGCUCGCCCCACGCACCCCGGUGCAGCCUUUCUUUCCACCACCUCGGCGCCUGCCAUGCGUGCCUACCUUGGUUCGCUAUUCCCCACCGUCGACCUCGGCGACGACCUCGGCAUCCAGGGCGCCAUGCUCAACAUGGCCGACGUCACCCUCUUUAGCCUCGCUGCAGAAUGCCCGGAAGAGCUUCCGUCCAUCGGCGUCUCGUCACUCGCCGCCGCGCGCGAGGCCGAGCACGCCUCCCAUCACGCCCCGCCCUCUGCCGCUCCUGCUGCCGACUUUGCCGUCGACGCCCUCGAUCCGAGCGACCAGGUCUUGCUCUUCCAGUAUCUUGAGACCCAGAAUCUGCCUCCUGACACCGGCUUUUACACCCAUGAUGAGCUCGCCCGCCACUACGCCAACGCCAAGGCCUGGUUCGGAUGAUCGCCUGCU
Molecule: messenger RNA, 1205 nt
Organism: Thecamonas trahens ATCC 50062
Lineage: Eukaryota; Apusomonadida; Apusomonadidae
Exons: 1
Source: RefSeq, a predicted model, not a curated record